Molecule: messenger RNA, 2432 nt
Organism: Sinocyclocheilus anshuiensis
Lineage: Eukaryota; Metazoa; Chordata; Actinopteri; Cypriniformes; Cyprinidae
Product: mannosyl-oligosaccharide 1,2-alpha-mannosidase IA
Exons: 12
Coding region: 491-2416 (641 amino acids)
Biological process (GO): carbohydrate metabolic process; mannose trimming involved in glycoprotein ERAD pathway
Cellular component (GO): extracellular exosome; endoplasmic reticulum; Golgi membrane
Molecular function (GO): calcium ion binding; mannosyl-oligosaccharide 1,2-alpha-mannosidase activity
Source: RefSeq, a predicted model, not a curated record
AGAAAGAAGUGUGUUUGCUGGCACUUUGCUUGCUUUUGAGACGUUUUAAUAUUCAUUAAUGUAAUGUCUUUUGGCUGUGCAUAUUAUUAUAUGCUACUUAAAUGCUGCUUUAACUUGAUAGAGAACAUUUAAGUCCAUAUAGUUUCAAUUUCGUGUCCUAGAUGGGCAUUAACAGCGUGUAGAUUGUUUUGGCUGUGCUUAACACACUGGCAUUUAAGACCUUAGUCUCAUUUCGGUCUCCCAGAUGAGAUGUUGCAUGACUGCUCUGAAACUAAAGGAAGCUGGGUUUGAAGCAGUGAGCGCGCAAUGACGCUGUUGCUGUGCGCAAAUGUGUUGACGCCACCUGUGGUCUCUUAAAUCGAUCGAUUCAGGAAGAUUUAGGCACUUUGACCAGGAGAGAGUUCAGUUUGCACGGCAGCCGCGUCGCUUGCGCUUUCUAACCAAGUUUAAGAGUGUAUCGUCCUGCGUCACGCGUAAGUGGAGAGUUUAAAUGGUGCUCCGAAAGUUACCCGGUGUUUCAGCAUCGGGCAUGGGGCUUCGUCUGUCUCAGAAAUUCGUGUUUCUGCUGUUCCUGUCGGGGUUGGUUACUCUGUGCUUCGGGGCACUUUUCUUUCUCCCCGACACCGUGCGCCUCAAGCGCAUCUUCCUCUCCAAGAACGAGAAUCCCGCGGUGACAGUGGGCCACGACAAUGAGCUUUCCAAAAAGGUGCCAGGGGAUCCAGAGCAUCAGCGGGCGAGUUUAAAAGGGGGCGAGGGGGCGAAUGUCAAGCUCAAAGUGAGCCGCAAGCCCUCGGUCACCCAUGGAGCGAGAACCGUGGAGAGAUCUGUUGGGAGUAGAGCGCAGGAGGAGUGGAGUCCGGCGAGGGCGCAGGAACCGGCGGCCAGAGACGAGCGGGUCACCUCGGCUGCUCACAACGGGGAACGCGGCAGCGCUUACAGCUAUGAGGCGUUUAAAACGUGUCUGCUCAAACCAGCUUUGGGGAAGAACCAGGGAACGCCACCGGAUUCCGAGACGCUUCAGCGGAGGGAGAAAGUUAAAGAGAUGAUGAAGUUUGCCUGGGACAACUAUAAACGUUACGCUUGGGGAAAUAAUGAACUUCGACCUCUGACCAGGAACGGACACUUGGGGAAUAUGUUUGGCGGACUCAGAGGUGCUUCAAUCGUGGAUUCUCUGGACACGCUGUACAUCAUGGGUCUGAUGGAGGAGUAUGAGGAAGCCAAGGAAUGGGUCCAAAACAACCUGGACCUGAACUCGAAUGGAGAGGCGUCACUGUUCGAGGUGAACAUCCGUUACGUUGGCGGACUUCUCUCUGCGUACUACCUGACGGGAGCUGAGAUAUUUAAGCAGAAGGUGAUGGAGCUGGGCGAGAAGUUGUUACCCGCCUUCAACACGCCCACCGGCAUUCCCAGAGGAGUCAUUAACCUGGGCAGCUGGAGUUGGGGCUGGGCAUCGGCCGGCAGCAGCAUCCUGGCCGAGUUUGGCACGCUGCACCUGGAGUUCCUUCACCUGUCCCAACUGUCCGGAAACCCCCUGUUCACUGAGAAGGUGAUGAACAUCCGAAAGCUGCUGAACAAAAUCGAGAAGCCUCACGGUCUGUAUCCCAACUUCCUGAGUCCCGUCAGCGGCAACUGGGUACAGCAUCACGUGUCUAUCGGAGGUCUUGGGGACAGUUUCUACGAGUACCUGAUCAAAUCCUACCUGAUGUCAGACAAGACGGAUCAGGAGGCCCAGAAGAUGUACUACAGCGCCAUGGAGGCCAUCGAGACGAACCUGGUGCAGAAGUCUCCGGGUGGCCUGACGUACCUGGCCGAGUGGCGAGGAGGAAUCCUGGACCAUAAGAUGGGGCAUCUGGCCUGUUUCUCCGGCGGGAUGAUCGGCAUCGGCGCUGACGACGGGCCGGCGGGACAAAGGCAGCAUUACCUGGACCUGGCCGCUGAAAUCACUCACACCUGCCACGAGUCCUACAGCCGCUCAGCCACCAAACUGGGUCCGGAGGCGUUCCGCUUCGAUGCAGGAGCCGAGGCCACAGCCACCCGACUGAGUGACCGCUAUUACAUCCUGAGGCCAGAGGUCAUCGAGAGCUACAUGUACAUGUGGCGUUUGACCCACGACCCCAAAUACAGGGAGUGGGGCUGGGAGGCCGUGGAGGCAUUGGAGAAGCACUGUCGUGUAGACGCGGGUUUCUCAGGAAUCAGAGAUGUGUACGCCUCCACAGUCAGUCACGACAACAUGCAGCAGAGCUUCUUCUUGUCCGAGACACUCAAAUACCUGUACCUGUUGUUCUCGGACGAUGAUCUCCUGCCGCUGGAGGACUGGGUGUUUAACACGGAGGCUCAUCCGCUGCCCGUUAUACGCAAGAGAUGCCUGCAGGAGCACAGCGCCACACAAGACCAUGGACAGACCAACCUGGAGUAGUAUUUACCAUCACACA